AUGGUACCCUUGUAUACUGACGUGAGGAAAGCGGGGUUUAUCCUGACAUGGAAGGGCAUCCCUUCAUUAUGCUUCCUUUUAAUGCAUUUCUCUUCAGAUAUGUUGCUGAAUAGACACUCAGUGGAGUGCGCCACUACUCCAAGUAGUGGAACGGGAAGUGGAGUAUCAAAUACUGCAAGUGGCUCGUCAGAGCAGAAUCCUUCCGAGGGUAGUUCAGCGGAUGGCUCUUCCACUGGCACUAAUAAUACCUCAUUACAGGGUCCAACCGAUGUGAGGGGAGAAACAGGGACGCAAACAGGAAGCCUGGGUACUGCAGAAACUGGAACAUCAACACAAGGUGGAAAUCAACGUAAUGUAGUUCCCACUACUCAAGAUUCUCAACCCACGACUACCCAACCAGGUUCCACUCCUCAACCGGGUUCCACAACCCAAGGAGGUUCCAGAACCGAAGGAGUUCCCAGAACCCCAACACCUCCCGCUACCCACACACAUCCCGCUACCCAAACACCUUCCGCUACCCAAACACCUUCCGCUACCCAGACACCUUCCGCUACCCAGACACCUUCCGCUACGCAGACACCUUCCGCUACCCAGACACCUCCCGCUACCCAAGUAGCGGCCCCUCUCCCUCCGAGCUCCCCAAAUCCCAUUCAGGUAAAAUCGUCCUUGCUCAGGGACCACAAGGGGCUUAAAAUCACAGGUCCAUGCAAAUCCUCCUACUUUCAAGUGUACCUGGUUCCCUAUCUCUACAUGAACGUGAACGCAGCAAACAGCGAAAUUGAAAUGGAUCCCAUGUUCAUGAAGGUGGACAAUAAGAUCAAAUUUGAGAGGGAGAAACACCUCUUGCAGAACAUCUGUGCUGACAAUAAAACAUUUAAGCUCGUCUUGUACUUGGAUGAUGCGGAAUUAAUCAUUAAGUGGAAGGUGUAUCCUGCCAAAGGGCGAUCAAUUUACGAUAGAACUGUCGAUAUUAGGAAGUACAAAAUGAAGGAUAUUGGCCAACCUAUCACCUCCAUGCAGGUGAUGGUGAUGACUGAACAGGAUAAAACGAUUUUCGUGGAGAGCAAAAAUUUCUCCCUGCUAAAUGAUAUCCCGGAGCAAUGUGACGCCAUUGCCAACGAAUGCUUCAUGAGCGGUAUAUUAGACAUCCAGAAAUGCUACCACUGCACCCUGUUAAUGCAGAAGAAGGAUGAUGUGCAGGAAUGCUUUAAGUUUGUCUCCCCCGAUAUUAAAAAUCGAUUUGAUGAUAUACAAACGAAGGGAGAAGACGAGGAAGAUCCAAACGAAGUGAAACUUGAAGAAACAAUUGAUGACAUAUUUAUCAAAAUUUAUAAAAAAGGAGAAAAUCUUUAUAAGGAGGUGGAUCAGCUAGCCAUUCUGAAUUCCUCUUUUAAGUCUGAACUGUUGAAGUACUGCGCAUUAAUGAAAGAGCUGGAUGCUAGUGGAGCGCUGGACAAUCACGAACUAGGCAACGCCGAGGAAGUAUUCUCUCACAUAACCACCAUGCUGCAGAGUAACAACGACCUUGAUGCUUUUUCACUAAAGAACAAGCUUAGAAAUCCAUCUUUAUGUUUGAAGAAAGUUGAUCACUGGAUUGGAGGCAAGACCGGGCUCGUACUUCCCAGCCUGAAGUAUAACAGCGGGCAGAAUAACGAAGACUCCUCUGAUAAAAGCGAAGAUAACACCUUCGAUUCGAUCACGCUCCAAAGUGUGGAUGUGCAUCCCUUACACGUCAAAGAUAAGUUAUUUUGCAAUGGGGACUACUGUGAUAGGACGAAGGACACAAACAGCUGCAUGGCGAAGAUUGAGGCGGGGGACCACGGCAUGUGCGCGACCUCUUGGCUCUUCGCAUCGAAGGUACACCUAGAAACAAUCAAGUGUAUGAAGGGGUACGAACAUGUCCCAAGUUCUGCGCUCUACGUGGCUAAUUGUUCCAAUAAAGACGCGAAGGACAAGUGUCAAGUGCCGUCAAACCCGCUGGAAUUUUUGGACAUCCUGGAGGAGACAAAAUUUUUGCCAGCCGAGUCGGACCUCCCAUACUCUUACAAAUCGGUGAAUAACGGAAACAUGGACGCGUUUAUCAAAUUGGUAAAAUCCGAAGUGAUGAACAAAGGAUCCGUCAUCGCGUAUGUCAAAGCGACAGGAGCACUCAGUUACGACCUGAACGGGAAGAAGGUGCUCUCUCUGUGUGGAGAUGAGACACCCGACAUCGCUGUCAACAUAAUAGGCUAUGGUAACUACAUAAACGGGGAUGGAGUGAAGAAGUCCUACUGGUUGCUACGUAACAGCUGGGGAAAGCACUGGGGAGACAAGGGCAACUUUAAGGUGGACAUGCAUGGACCAGAUCAUUGCCAGCACAACUUCAUUCACACCGCUGCCGUCUUCAACGUGCAUAUCCCCGUGGUCGUUCCCGCGCCGAAUAGUGACCCAGAAAUAAAUAACUACUACUUGAAGAACUCCCCCGAUUUCUUCACUAACUUUUAUUUGAAUAAAUACGAAUCGGGAAGUGACGGCAAUUCUGACGGUGCAAAGAGUGCUAGCAACAAUUCGACGGUUCACGGGCAAGAUGAUCCACCUAGUCAACCUAGCAACGUAGUACAAUCAGAAGGUGAAGGAGGUCAAUCAGGCCAACCAGGAGCAAUAGGUACGAAUGGACAAGAACAAUCAGGGCCUGUUACACCAGUACAAGAAACAGGUGCAGGUGAUUCACCCCCACAACAAGAAGUUAACAGCACUGACUCAACCACUCAUGGAGUUGAAUCUACACAGCCAUCCGUGCAACAAAAUGAACAAGAGGGACAACCAUCACCGAGUACAUUACCAGAGACGUCAAGGUCAUCCGUGACUACGGGAACUCCAGAGCAACCACCUCAGGAAACGACUGAGCAAACGACUGAGACAAACCCUCAGCAAGCGCCGCAGGCACCAGCACCAGAACCCCCCAAGGAGCCCCUCUCAUCGUUGACGGGUAGCACUGGAGUGAACGUGACUAUGGUAAAGGAGGCUCUCCAUUUCUUGAAGAACGUAAAGAAUGGAAAAAUAAAAAGUAAUUUCGUGGCGUACGACAAUGCAGAUGCCAUGGGCGAUGAGAAAGUUUGCUCCAGAGCUUCCUCCACAGAUGUCGAUAAACAAAUGGAGUGCAUCGAAUUUUGUGAAAAGAAUUGGGAUGCAUGCAAAGGCACGGUGUCUCCUGGGUACUGCUUAACGAAAAAAAGAGGAAGCAACGACUGCUUCUUCUGCUUCGUGUAG
Plasmodium inui San Antonio 1 is the source of this 3249-nucleotide messenger RNA. Its product is annotated as papain. The coding region runs from base 1 to 3249 and encodes 1082 amino acids. The transcript is spliced from 4 exons. NCBI's taxonomy places the organism in Eukaryota, Apicomplexa, Aconoidasida, Haemosporida, Plasmodiidae. The record is from RefSeq and is a predicted model, not a curated record. Gene Ontology annotation, molecular function: cysteine-type endopeptidase activity. Gene Ontology annotation, cellular component: lysosome.